ACCGACAAUGUUAAAUUGGUUAAACUUGGAAUGAGUCUUUAUUUUCUGCCCCACUCUCUCUGUUCCCUCUUUCUACAAAAAUAGGGAAACCUAAGAAUAAAAUUGAAUUUUCAGCGAUCUAGGGGUAUAAUAUGACGACCGCAGCCAGACCCACAUGGGCACCUGCCAAAGGAGGGAAUGAACAAGGGGGAACUCGAAUUUUCGGUCCAUCCCAAAAGUAUUCUUCCAGGGAUAUUGCCUCUCACACUACCUUGAAACCUAGAAAGGAAGGACAAGACACACAAGAUGAGCUGCAGAGGAGGAACCUUAGAGAUGAAUUGGAGGAGCGGGAGAGGAGACAUUUUUCAUCCAGGGAGGACAGAGAUCGCAGAAAAGGAGGUCACCUUCUUCUAGAAGGUUCUAAGAGAGAAGUUGAAGAUCGUAUUGUUCCACGUAAUGUGGAUGCAGAUGAUGCCGAUGUAGAUGUCAAAAGUGAUGAUAGUGAGGACGACGAUGAUGACGAUGAAGAUGAUGAUGAAGAAGCACUUUUGGCUGAACUUGAACUUAUAAGGAAGGAAAAAGCUGAGCAGAAACUACGGGAAGAACGAGAGAAGCAAGAAGAAGAGCUGCAAGCCAAAGAGGCAGAAUUGUUGCGUGGAAAUCCUCUGCUUAAUAACCCAACUUCCUUUAGUGUAAAGAGAAGGUGGGACGAUGAUGUGGUUUUCAAGAACCAGGCCCGUGGCGAGACCAAGAUUGCAAAACGCUUUAUCAAUGAUACCAUCAGAAAUGAUUUCCAUAGGAAAUUCCUCCAAAAGUACAUGAAAUAACAUGACUAUUUGAGUAAGAUACUAAGAAACCAAGAGAUGUGAGCAUAAGAUGUAAUGAACAGAAGUCUGAUUGUUGUUUCCUUGCAGAAAAGUUUGAGGUUUAAUGUUCAUUUAGUUGGAUUGUCUCUGUUCGGUAUGAUAGAUUGUUGUGUAAACGUACAAUUGAUUUUCACAACAUUGUACUCCAUCUUUCUUCCUUGAAAACAUUUGAUCUAUUACAACA
Olea europaea var. sylvestris is the source of this 1029-nucleotide messenger RNA. Its product is annotated as protein CWC15 homolog. The record is from RefSeq and is a predicted model, not a curated record. Gene Ontology annotation, biological process: mRNA cis splicing, via spliceosome. NCBI's taxonomy places the organism in Eukaryota, Viridiplantae, Streptophyta, Magnoliopsida, Lamiales, Oleaceae. Gene Ontology annotation, molecular function: RNA binding. Bases 132 to 806 code for a protein of 224 amino acids. The transcript has 8 exons. Gene Ontology annotation, cellular component: catalytic step 2 spliceosome.